Molecule: messenger RNA, 2799 nt
Organism: Bacillus rossius redtenbacheri
Lineage: Eukaryota; Metazoa; Arthropoda; Insecta; Phasmatodea; Bacillidae
Exons: 2
Coding region: 1466-2686 (406 amino acids)
Source: RefSeq, a predicted model, not a curated record
GAAUGGGAGUGUUUCAAGGAUGAUGUGAAGGAAAAUGGUUACCCAACACCAAGAUGCAGUCAAAAAUAAUAUAUUUGCGCCACGGACUCUGCAGCAAUGCUAGGAGGAACGGGUUAGCAAAGAGAAAUGAAAAUGUUACAUUGAAAUGCAUGAAAACAGAAUUACGCCACGGACUCGGUCGCAAUGCUAGGAGGUUCAGGUUAGCAAAGAGCAAUAUAAAAUGAGCGUCACGGGAUACAGCGAAACGGGACAAUGUUUGUAACGGGAAUCUUUUUCUUGCGUGCAGACGGCGUUCAUCGAUUUAUUAGACGUUUUCACGUCAAAAAAAUCAGGCUGAGUUAAUUUGGUAUUAAUAUGCAUCGUUUUGUCACAUCUUAUGUGAAUUAAGUGAUAAAUAAAAAAAAUACAACAUUUAAUCGAAUUCUUCAUAUCCGAUCGACUCUAUAAUUUACACGUAGUAUUAUUGGAAAUGAAGAGCAUGUGAUCAAUCACACCACUAUGUCAAUUAGGGCCAAAACCAUUGACCAAAUGUAUGCGUAAGUUAUGUACCUAGCCUGCAUAUGCACCUGGCGUUUCAUUGCGAAGCUAAUGUUCGCAAAGACAAGUCAACGAAAAACCGCAAUCAGUUGCUCAAGUUUCGUACACAUCUGAGUUGCUCAUGACAGAGAGGGCGCUUAGCCUCGCCACUGUAAAAAUGUAUUUUGUGUGCAAAAUAUGGAGCCAUCGCUGAUCGAAACAGUACAUUUACGAGUAAAAUUUCUUGCCUUAAUCAUCAUGGCAGGUUUCUAAGUAAAAAUUCAACAGUCAGUUAAAUCAGCAAACACUUUUAUCUUAUCUCGUUUUUUUUAAUAGCUGUUCUGUCACUGCGAUAUCUGUUACGAAAUUUCUUUACAACUUUAUCAGCCUAACAUACUCAACCAAUUUGAUAUAGCUUCACAAAGAAGUAACAUCAAUACUUUAUCUUGAUUUUUAAAACUAUUAUGGGAGCUGAGUCUUUUCUUGACCUUCGUGUAUCGUAACCUUCAAACAUCGUAAGAGCUGGUAAAAGCUCAAGGUCCAGUUGUCGUGUUGUACUGCUCCGGCGUGCUGCAGAAGGCAGUGGAGAACCUUCGCGGUAUCACCCUGCCGAGCACGGUGCCACACCGCAGAUUAUCGAGCUCGGAGCCCACCAUUAAGGCGACCGUCUGCCCGGGCAUACAUAGCUUUAGGGGGAAAAACCCCCACGUGAUUUGAAUACUGCUUGAUAUAUCCGAGUGGUAUUUGUUUACGAAAAGCAUUUAACGAUGGUGGAUGAGUAGUCCUGUUUUCAUUUUUGACGUGAUAACGUCUCUUAUAAAUCGAUGAACGCCAGCUGCACGCACGAAAAAGCAUGACUCAUUGUCACGUUCCGCCCGAGCCGAGCGUGCAACAACCGGUCAACCACCGUGCGAGAAAAUCUUCUAUAAUACUAAACAGAGAGUAAACAAUGGCUGCAGAAUCCAGUGCCCUGACCAAAGAGGACUUGAAAGCUCUACUGAAACCUACUCUUGAUGCAGAAAGAGCCAAAAUAGAGGAUAUCUCAAUAAGAUAUCUGACCAAACCGGGAGACAACUAUGGCAGCACUAUGCUGGCUAUUGACGUGCGUCUCUCACCAGGUCCUAGGACUCUCCCAAUUGUAGCGAAGAUGCUUCCCAAGUCUAUAGCUCUGCAGGAAGCAUUUCAAUGUGAAAGGACAGUGAGGAAAGAGAUUUACUUGUAUACGCGGGUUCGUCCUGCCUACGAGCAGAUCCAGAGAGAAAACAAUGUACCAGAAGACAAGUUCAUCGAUGUGUUUCCUGUGUGCUACGGUGCAAGAAUUUCCUCGAAAGGUGAUUCAGGUCCUGUCGAUGAGACUUCUGUCAUCCUGCAAGAGAACUUGAGGACCCAGGGUUUCGAAUGCGGGGAUCGCACCAUCGGCCUCAACCUGGCGCACUGCAAGCUCGUGGUCGACAAGUUGGCGAGAUUCCACGCGACGGCGGUAGCUAUGAAGAUCAGGAAACCAGAGUUGUUCAAAGAAACAGUUAUCCCGGCGGCUGAUCCUCUCGUCAUGGGUGAUGUCGACAUAGUUGGCAUUCAACCACUUAAGAACAUUCCCGAAUACGAAACAAUGAAGGAACGGAUCGAAGCUGCAGUGAAGAAAGGCUGUGCCCUCUUUGGCACUCCCCAGACACCCAGAGAACCGUUCGCUACAAUUACGCAUCUUGACCUCUGGACGAACAACAUCAUGUUCCAGUACGAUCCUAGCUCCUCCAAAGAUCACCCGACUAGUUUGAAGUUCGUGGAUUUCCAGAUAACUGGCUAUGGUUCUCCGGCCAGGGAUCUGCUGUUCUUCCUGUACUCGAGUGCACAACUACAAGUUCUGUCCAAGCACUACGACUACCUUGUUCGUCUGUACUACGACAAUUUCGUGGAUUGCCUGAAAGUUCUGGGAUGCGACACCACUCCUUUCUCGUUCGAAAAUUUUAUGAAGGAAAUGAAAUAUGCAUCUGCAAUAGAGUUCUACCACAUUGCGUUCAUGUUACCACCAAUCAGUGUGGCUCCUGAAGAUGCAGUCAGCACAGCUGACAUGACUCACGACGACCUUUCAUCAUUUGCGAAAAUCGGGAAAUCAUAUACAGACAGAGCAAGGAAAUUUAUUUUGGACUUUUCUUCUAGGAACUGGAUUUAAAUUGUUAAUGUUUCCAGCUUGAAAUGUUACAAAUGUAUUCUACUUAAGGAACUGCAUAUACCAAUACUUGUUAAUACUGAUAUGUCUCUAAAAUAUAAUUGCUUAGUUAAAAA